AUGGAUGUACCCCGGCUAUUUCUUCUCCUCCUGUGUGCCCUCCACCUGACCUUGACCGGAGUGUUGAGCAAACACAUAGAUCACAGAAACCUGGUCAGGCAGAGACUGUGCUGCAAAAGACAGAGCCACUUUGUCUAUAUUGGACAAGACAUCUCUGGGAGUCCUGUCAGUGUUGAUGUGGGAAUGUGCAGGUCUCACUGUGGGGGAACAUCCAGGCCGUCACAUGAGGCAGGACCGCAGGAUUACUCCAAACAUUCCUCAAUGCUGGAAUUUCUCAGGAGCAAGAAACUGAGAGCGCCCGGCCCUGCAGCUCCAGAGAGCCCGGGACCGCUGAACCAGCUGCCCUCCUGCGGGAUGAACCAGGUGUGUGAGCCGACCGGGAUGCGUGUGGACCGGCUGCUGCUGCUGGAGGGACCCCGGGAGGUGGAGGUCAUCGAGGAGUGCCACUGUGAGAUCAAGCUGACCCAGUGCAUCCGCGUCCCGGCACUGAGGACUUAUUACUCCGAGACUCCCUAUGAGACAAUGAUCGACGUGGGAGGAUGCUCCAAGUCCAAGGGCUCACCAGAGGGAUUUUCUUGUGUCCCCACCAAGUUUGACUCCGCAUUGGUAGAAACCCCCAACAAAGUGGACGUCAUCCAGACAGUGGCAGCCUGUGAGCUGAAGGAAAGCUGCUACAGAGUCCCAUACGUGGAGUAUUACUAUGAAAUAGUCCAACAUGCAGAUGGAAUCAAAGAGGAGAGGCUCAAAGAAAUAGACGUGGGCAGAUGUUUGGGAGGCUGCACAACAGGAAACCGCUGCCUUCUCAGGAGUCCAGCUGAUCCAGCAAUCUGCCACUUAUGGGCGGAAAGACAGUCCAGCUCCUGUGUUCCUCAGGGCUACGAGAGCCACAGCUUCCUCAACCAGCAUGGACAGAUACGCACCGUCCUCUCCAUCACUUCCUGCCUUUGCCAAAACUGAACACUGCGCCCCCUACAGGAAAACAACCGCCAAUCUCUUCUCAGGAGUUGAAGUGUUUUUAUUCACAGUCCAAUGAUGACCCCAUCAGAUACUAUAACAUUUGUUUAAGACCUUACUGGC
Molecule: messenger RNA, 1077 nt
Organism: Epinephelus lanceolatus (giant grouper)
Lineage: Eukaryota; Metazoa; Chordata; Actinopteri; Perciformes; Serranidae
Gene: pnhd
Product: pinhead
Source: RefSeq, a predicted model, not a curated record